AAUUUGUCUGUCAUUCAAAAUGUGGGAACAGCUGGAAAGAUACCGCAAUCAUUUUUUGCAACAUGAAAUGAAAGAUGUGAUGAAGCCAAGCACCGUCAACUGUCUGCAGAGCACAGAGUGGGAUAAAUUCAGAAAGCAGCGCGAUUGCUGUCUCAGAUUCCCACAGCAAUGCGCCAAGAGCUCCACCUAUUUCCUAGAUCGCGCUCAGCUGGCCUAUGGCUACUUUGCAUUGCCCAAGCUGAUGAAGGAAAUCGACAGCGAUGUCAAUCUAACCCAUUGGCGUGCCAUUGUUUCCCUGACCGAAUUUCUGCUCAAUCCACAAAAUGUGCAACGUGCUAUACUCGAGAUGGAUAUCGUUAGAAAACUUAAGAAUGCAUUUAUGCGAAAACGUUUGAAGCUUCACGCGGAGCACUUUGAGGAGAUUGAGAUUUAUUUGAAGAUAUUUAACAUAAUUUCUCGCAAUUUGAAUGGCGCCGAGCAAAUCGCGAAUCGCAAAUGUUUAAUGAUUGAGUUCUAUAAAAUUCUGAAGGACAUGGAACCGCGCAAGGAAGAUCUCGCCGCCGAGAUACUGCGCAAUCUGACGGGCAAGCCAAAGGUGCUGGGCAUUGUGCUAUCGGAUGCCGAGAACUUGACCUCCGUGGCCAAUUACCUGAAGCAGGAUCCCUGCAAGCCGCUGUAUCCGUCCGACAUGUGGCACCAUCUCUGCCACAUGCUGGAGGUGGCGCCCGAGCAGGGCAUCGAGCUGGGCCUGUUCCAGCUGCUGCACUCGCGCAUCGUCAAUCGGCUGGCCAAGUUCUGGGAGAUGAACUGCAAGGCGUUCGCUCUGCUGCUGCGCUGCUCGGAGGGGCAGCGUCUGUUCGACGAGGUCGACGGCAUCAAGCUGAUCUUCGACAUAUUCGAGGACAAGUGCAUUCCCGCCGAGCAGCAGCUGCACGAUCAGCCGGUGCUCAGCUACGAGUACAUUGUGCUCGCCCUGCUCAACGGCCUCCAUAGCAAGCGGGCGCUGUGGCGCAUGCGCGAAUUCACGCUGCUCAUCUGCCACGUGGGACGCGCCAUGCACACCCGGACGAACGCCCGGCUGCAGCUCUACUGCCUGAAGGCGCUCCGUGCGAUGGCCGUGAUGCCGUGCAACAAGCGCUACAUCAUCGGCAACUGGCUGGACGAGAUCAGCGCCCUGGUCUGCUACAGCGCCGACGCGGAAUGCGCCCGGGAUGCUCUCCUCGAUUGGCUGCGCCGCGACAUCGCCGACAAUAGCUGA
Drosophila navojoa is the source of this 1258-nucleotide messenger RNA. RefSeq lists its product as uncharacterized. Lineage: Eukaryota; Metazoa; Arthropoda; Insecta; Diptera; Drosophilidae. The record is from RefSeq and is a predicted model, not a curated record.